CAAGUGCCCGGGUGGGGCGGGACCACAGGCCCCACUGAGGAGGGGGGGGCGCGCUGCCGGCUGUAAAUCAUUACGACAGAGUGGUCCAGUCCAGGGUGGUGACCUUGUUGCAUGCUGGGGGCUGUAGUCUUUACGGGCAGGCGGCCCCGGGGCACGCUGGGGACGGUGGCCCCGUUGCAUGCUGGGGGCUGUAGUCUUUACGGGCAGGCGGUCCGGGGCACGCUGGGGACGGUGGCCCCGUUGCAUGCUGGGGGCUGUAGUCUUUACGGGCAGGCGGCCCCGGCGCAUGCUGGACCCUGUAGUCCCACUUGCAGGGAGCGGUCCCGGGCCGCGGGUCCCGGCGGGAGGAGCUCGGCCCAGCCCAGGCUGGGGACGCUGCGGCUGGAGGCUGUGCCCGGGACCCCCUGGAGCGGGGUCUGUAAGGCAGCGUCGUUGGCAGCCCUCGGAGCGCGACGGUCCCAAGGCCGGGGAUUGAGCAAUUUAUGACGAUUCCUACCCUGCCCUCCCCAUCCGGCAAUUCUUGACCCCUCCCCAACCACGGCGGAAUCCAUCAAGCCAACCCUCUGCAGAGUCGUCAUCUACUUGCAGAAGAUGUCUGGGGACACGUGCCUCACCAAUAUCUGCCGGUCUUCAGGAGCCAAGCCCAAAACCUGCAGCUUCAAAGAGGGUAGCCUGGGCAACAAAUACGUGCGGCUCAACGUUGGGGGCUCCUUGUACUACACCACGGUGCAGGUGCUGACCCGGCAUGACACCAUGCUGAAGGCCAUGUUCAGUGGCAGGAUGGAAGUGCUGACUGACAAAGAAGGGUGGAUCCUUAUAGACCGUUGUGGGAAACACUUCGGUGUGAUUUUAAAUUACCUCCGAGACGACACUAUUGCACUUCCAAAAAACAGGCAGGAGAUCAAAGAGCUGAUGGCAGAAGCGAAAUAUUACCUAAUUCAGGGCUUAGUAGACAUGUGCCAGGCAGCUCUCCAGGACAAGAAAGACUCGUACGAGCCUGUCUGUAACAUCCCCAUCAUCACGUCACCAAAGGAAGAAGAGAGGCUCAUCGAAUCCUCCAUGAAACCUGUUGUCAAGCUGCUUUAUAACAGGAGCAACAACAAAUAUUCCUACACCAGUAACUCGGACGAUAACUUACUGAAGAACAUAGAACUGUUCGAUAAACUCUCUCUCCGCUUCAACGGUCGAGUCCUCUUCAUUAAGGAUGUUAUAGGGGAUGAAAUCUGCUGCUGGUCUUUCUACGGACAGGGGCGGAAGCUCGCUGAGGUCUGUUGCACCUCGAUAGUGUAUGCCACAGAAAAGAAACAAACCAAGGUUGAAUUCCCCGAAGCGCGCAUCUACGAGGAGACCCUAAACGUUUUACUGUAUGAAACUCCACGCGUACCUGACAACUCUCUGCUGGAGGCGACGAGCCGGAACCGAAGCCAGGCAUCUCACAGCGAGGAUGAUGAAGGCUUUGAACUGCGCGACCGAGUGCGCCGCAUCCACGUGAAGAGAUACAGCACUUAUGACGACCGGCAGCUUGGCCACUAGCCUGCUGGCAGAGGAGAAAUGGUUUGCUUUGUUCAUAGAGCUUAAGGAAUAUGCGGAAUUAGUCCGGGAAGCAGGGGAUUGAUUCUCAAAUAGUUUCACUGCUUCCUAGAGAAGCAACCCAACAUCUGUGCGUGCAAACCAAAAGCAACACUUAAGGCCAGAAGCUUUUAGAGUCAUUGUGAUAUGUUACUUGUGCACCAUGCGGUGUAAAUAGAGAGAGCAGUUCUUCAUGUGUUGCGUAUGGUAGGGGAUCCCAAGAACCUGCCUGUGGAGCUCAUUUGUUCUGAUAUAGGUUGCAGCCACCAGGCAUUGUAUGUCUCGUGAGAAGCGAUGUAUUUUUCCAUUUGAGGAUGGUUCUGUUUGGAAACCCAUUGUCAGAGGCGCCAUAAGAGCUGUGUGCCGUGGAAUUGCUUAGUUUUGAAAUUCUGUCGAAAAUGGGAUUCGAGCACUAGCAAGUUUAGCAAACGCUACGUCUUGCUGGCCAAGCUACUCUUUCCUUAUAGAGCAAGUAGUUAGAUUUCCAUGGCAUGAGAGGAGGUGAAUUUCCCCUUUUUGCAAAGGUUACCCUUGGUGCUGAAACUGCUUAGCCUGUCUCACUUCAAGCCAAGCUUUCCGGAAUCAAGCUAACAAAUAGUCCAAAUGGGGGAAGUUUAGAGAGUAAAUAUUAGAUGACAUGGUUAUUAAGAGAAAAAAAAAAAUCCUAAAGGUGAGGAAGCUUAUAAGAAAACAGAGCCCUGGCGAAAUCAUGGGCAUGGUGGGACCUCUACCCUCUAGGGCUUUGGGUGCGGAGGGAACCCUGUAUUAAUAGAUCCUGGGGAAUUGAGAGAAUCUCUCUAGAAUUAGUCACUAGAUCAAGAGGGCCCCUAAGCACUGCUUGGUGUCAUUUCCUCAAGCUCGGGGAAAAAAACAGGGUUAUUGAGGGAAAACAACUAAAGUGUAGACCAAUGAAAGCUCACUCACUCCUGCACAGUUGGGGUUGUCCAUGUGUUUCUGUUCUAAGUCCCCUCUGAGGCCAAGAGGUGGGAGUGGAGGGAAAAUGGCCAUUACACCAGAGCUCUGUCUCUGCACAGCCCCAGGAGAGAGACUUUUUAUAUUGAAUUUUAAACCGUUUCUUCAGCUGACAUUUUUUAUAAUUGUUUUUAGAAGAUCUCUUGUGACUCAAAUGAGUUUUUUUUUUAAACAUGUAUUUAAAAAAAAGAGAGAUGUCAAGUGUGUGCUCCUCACCUCUUAGUACUACAGUGUCAACUCUCCUUGGACUUAGGGGUUUUUGGACUUGAGCUUUGAUCUUAAACAUGACUAUCCAGUGAGAGAACAUGAUGGUCCCAACUUAUUUGGUAGCCCCGGUGAAAAUUUAAGGGAUUGAUUUUUCUGAAGUUCUGAGCACCCACAACUCUAGCUGAAACUAGUGGGAGCUGCAGGUGGUCAGUACCUCUGAAAAUCAGGCCCAGCGUUUUCCUGUCUCUCUUCCCCCUUGAUGACAACUGGUGAUCCUAGCUAGCACUUCAAACAUCUGGGUUUGCUGACUGACUAAGGCAGCCAGCUUUAGGCUUCAAAUAAGAACUGGCCUCCAAUCUCAAUGUUUGGUGGUUGUUUGCGGGGGAAGGGGCAGCCCUACUGCACACGGGAGAGGACUAUAUAAUGUGCAAUUAGCUGUGUGCCCUGGUUCAUUAUUGCAUCUAGGAUUGUUUUAAUGCAGGGCAGCAAUUUGUCUAGCAGCCAGGAAUUAAUUGCCAUCUGUCUAGACUGGCUUGUUGCUUGCCCGGCAGUGCUGGAUGGUAGGAUUUUUCCGAGCUUGAUUUUUCCAAUGUUUUCAUGAGAAAUAAUUUCUUUUUUCUAUUCAUAGGAGAAUCUGGGCUUAGUGUGUUGGGAUGGGGGUGAGAAUCACUGCUCGGGAAUAUCCGGAUGGACUGGUGCUGAGUGCGAAGCAUGGACAAGGGCAUGCCAGGGUUUGUACCAAUUCUUCUGACUGAGACUGACCUCUGCUUCUAAUAGGUGCAAACUACAGCCUGCCCCGGCUUAUGCUUGCGCAUCAGCAGCAGUGCAGCUACACUGGUUGCUAGUCACCGAAGGCUGAGUUGGGGCUUGUCCCACGUGUAGACAAGGUCUCGAUUGAGAAUUGAUGUUUUGGGGCCAAAUCCGAGCAAAUUCCAGUUCAAGCAAGUAAGCUCCAGUUUCUCAAGAUUUGACCCUUUGUAAUGAUCAAGCUGGCUGACUUACUGUCUCAAAGGAAAAAUAAGGAUUUUUUCAAGGCCUUUUAAAAUAUGUGAAUAAGCUGCCACCAGUGUGGGGGUUUUAUUGCCUUCAGAGUAGUCUGUGGAGAGAGUCAUGAGGUUCAGAUGCUAGACUGGCCUAGCCUCCCAGCGUAAUAAACCAUUUAAAAACCCGAACUACUCAGCACGUUUAGUGCUCUCCCUCUCUCAAGACAAACAUCCCAAUCUACCGCAGUCUGGUUAGACAAAAGAUUUUGAAUACUUCAACUCCAUGGAGCUUCAGCUUUGAAAAUUCAUUAAAUGGCCCAUGGAAUGCGUUGUUUAAAAAAUAACGCUUUCAGGUUACAGUGUUAAGUAUAUUUUAUUUCCCUAAUGUAUUUAAGAUAUAAACUAAAUAAGAUAGCGAAUUGUUUUAUUUAUUAAUUGGCAGAUAAAAUGCAUAAACUUUGGUAAUGGAGAAAAUAUAGUCACAUUUGAAAAAUUGGCCUAAUUAUUUUGGGUGCCCAACUUGAGACAUCUUAAAUGAGCUUGAUUUUUUGAGGCUGGUUGGCUGGUGCAUUUUGCAGAUCAGUUCUCUUUAAGGAGGCUCAAGCUGGGCAUGCAAAGUCAGUAAUCGUGUUUGAAAAUCUUGGUGAUGAUCUUUUAUCUGUAGUUCACCAGCUCAAAUCCAGAUCACCUGUAAUUUGAGCCGAGCAAAUGAUUUUUUUUUUCCUUUGGUUGGUGACUGAAACAAAAUCUGGAAAGAAAGAAAAAAAAAUUAUUUCAAACCAAGAAGGAAUUUUUUUGUGUGUUAUCAACAAAAUGAAAAACUAUUGUUUGAGUCAAAACAUUUUGAAUGUUAUUUCAAAGCAACACUUCAAAACAUUUUGAUAUUUCCAAAUGUUUUGUUAAGGUUUUUUUGGCCAAAACUAUUCAUGACCCAAAUUCACUGAUAGUUUCAGAGCCCUCCCCAGUGCAUUUUUGACAACAUUUCUAUUCACCCAAAAAUCUUGCCCCAAUCUAGUUGUGACCAAAAGCUGGUACCCUCUGAUGGCUGUUUAGUGGCAUGUAUUUGAUAUUAAUUGAGGGGUCUCAGUCUAGUUCUCAGUAGCCAGGACUCCACAUCAUAACACCUCCACCACAAUUAGCAACAAGUGACUCGUUGGCAGAAUGGCCAAGGAUGGAGAGGACCAUGGAGACUGAACUCCCCUUCCAUACCAGGUGUAAGGUAAAUGGGGAGAGCACUGUGGUAAGCAUGCUGUGCCACUGCCCAUUCUGUACCUGUUCUUUAGAUAAAGGGAAGACUUCAGUCUCCAAGACCAUCAGGCUGGCGCUCUCUUCACUGCACUACGCUCAUGUGCAAGUUUAAAAGCAAAAUCCCAUGGGAUUAUUUUCCGCAACGUCUUUCAAUUCACAGCGUGAACCUCUGACAUACACGGGCCCGGCUGGGUAUUUUGGAGGGAACAGAUAUUUGGAAAGAAUAGGGGGUCAGCCUCCAUUAGGUGUUUGUCUUUUAAAAGCAAGAUUGUAUGUGCCUCUUUAGAGAGCGUUAGUUGCUACAGAUUCUCUCUCUUUAUUGUUUGGCCACGCUUCCUGCAUGUGGAACAUGAUCUCUUCAUUCUUCUCACAUCUAGCAGUGAGUGUUGCCCCAGUCAUGCCACUGCACCUGCCUUUUCCUGAAAGGCCUCUUUAAAACACUAUAAAAAUCAAUAACCUGCUUUUUAUUGCUUUCUGUGAUGUUUUGUUUUCCAGAUGCUUUUGACAUCACACCAGCAGAAAUACAGCUGCUGAGAUUUGUUUUGACUAAGGCUUUUGAGAUCUCUGAAUUUAGGUUUUAUUUUAAAAAAACGUCAAUUUCCCCGUACUGUAACUUCUGAAAUACAAGUUCUGUGAAUCCAGGGACCCUUGGGGAAACUAGUGGGAGCAAUCAGUGCUGUUCAGGGCAUGGUUCAGUGACAGGUUAAAAUGCCUGUGGCUGCAUUUUACUAGCUGUCCCAUUGUUGCAAGCAGUGGAGCACCGGCCCCAGGAAUAGACCAAUGGUGGGAGAAUGUCGGAAGAUCCUCAGCAUUCGUAGAGAAAGGUAUGAACCCUGUGCUAAUAAACAGACCUUCACAGUGUUAAAUGAUUGUAAUAUUAGACUUGCUAAGACCGUACUGUAUCUAUACAGAGCUUAGAACAUUUCUUGGCCAGUGUGAUUACCUUGUUGGACAGUUUUACAUAGUCUCACUAAAUCCAAAUGCAGCAAUGGGCAGUGUCAUUGUUUCCUAUUAAAUCAUUGGAAACUUUUUUUUAACCAAAAGAGUUGAAUGAUCUAAAUGAUCUUUUUUAAAAAAAAAUGAUUUCUGCAUAUUUCAAUACAGAAUGUUAAUUGAAUGUUCUCUUUUAUUGCACAUAAACUAUGACAUGUUGAUUGUACAGUAUGACUACCUAGAUUCUGGUUAUGUUUAAUAGUAGUAGUUUUGAUGUAACUUGUGCUCUGUAUUAUCAUUUUAACCCUCCUUUAUUUACUUAAAGGAUGUAAAUUGCUUAGAUGUUGAAUCCUAGGUUACAUUUUUGACAUUUAUAUAAUUAAGAACAAGUACCAUUGUGAAGGAUAAUGCAGCUUUGAAAUAGUCAUAGUACUAAGCACAAUCUUUGCUUAUUUAUAGUAAAAUACCCUUUGCAGGGUUGACAAAGCAGCCAUUCUUGCUGAGAAUAUUUUCUCUGCUGUUUUUAAAUAGCACAUAUUAUGAUCCCCCUCCCCAUUACGACAGCGUAGAUUUUUUUAAUUUGAGGCAUUCACAGCUGCGCGUUAAGAGAUCUGUAAUAACUUCCUACAAAAACCAUAAUCACCUACGUUUGCGUUCUAUUGAUGUGCCUGUGACUCUAAAAUAGCCUUUUGGAGGAAAAGAAAAGAAAAACCUUUGUCUCAUUUGCAGCGUGUGAAUUUUAACGACACCAGCAAGCAAGCAUUAGCUGGUGCAGUCUUUUUGAAGUCUUGCUAUCGUCUGCACACUUGUGUUUAAGUAAACUUUAUGCAUUCAGAUUAUGAAAUUAGACUAAGAGGAUGAGUGGGAAAUAUUAAAUGACAUCUGUACGUGACCCCUUUGACAGGGGACUGUUUGUGGCAUCUGUGCUGGGAAAGCUGCAUUGAGUUGCAAAUGCCCUCCUCCUCUCUAUAAGGAAGGCGGUUUGGAGCUUUCCAAACGAAUGUCUUAUAUUAAGCAGCACUUUAAUAUCCAUUUUAAUUAGGCGAUAACAUCAGUUGGGAUAGCGUUGCAGGAUAGCCGUCUCCCACUGCUUGAUAAAUGCCGAGACAAAACUAAAUGUUUAACCUUUGCCUUGACAUUUAAGCUUCAGAACGAGAGACAUUUAUCCCAUGGUAACGUUCCAUUUCGCUGACUUUUUCUCUUGUACUAAAUGAUGAAAAAUAAAUAAAUAAUCUGGACCGGUGGGGCCUGGGAGUGACUGACGCUAUGCUAUUUCUGGGAGCUGUAUUCUGGCUGGCCUAGAAAAUGCUUGUUCUGGUCUUUAAACACCCAGAAACCAGAGUAAGUUUGUUUUUUCUGAACGCUUCUGACCAAACAAUCUAAAACUGAAUCAUGUUUUCUGACAAUCCUUUGCAUUUAAAAAAAAAAUCUCCUGUACAACCAAAUGUAAUGCCAAACCCCUUCUAUUGGGAAAAUGGAGGUUUUACUGAGAGACUUGGAGACCAGGACCCUAAUCCCAGCAUCUGCCACUGACUCGCUGUGUGACCUCAGACAAGUCACUUAACCUUGGUGAGCCUCAUUUUCCUCAUCAGUGAAAACUGGGGUGAGACACUCCCUACCUCAGAGGCUUAAUUCAUUAAUGUUUAUAAAGCACCUUGGACUACUGUAAUUGUUUUUACCAGAGACAUCAAAUUAUUAUGGUGACUGUUCAUAAUUUAGCUGACAUUCUGUGAACAAGCUGUUUUCUGACCACAGGAGUUUUCAUUUUGUUCUGGAUUCUAAAUCUCUUAAGGGUCAGUCUUGCAAGGGAAAUAAGUUGAUGGAGUAAACUUAUUAACCAAUAAUACAGUAUUUUCCUCUGACUUUCUGCAGUGCAUUGAAUGGAAAUGGGUCACUAAUUUUUAAUAAACUUAUAUUUUAA
Dermochelys coriacea (leatherback sea turtle) is the source of this 7833-nucleotide messenger RNA. It is a transcript of the gene TNFAIP1, whose product is annotated as TNF alpha induced protein 1. Lineage: Eukaryota; Metazoa; Chordata; Testudines; Dermochelyidae. Gene Ontology annotation, biological process: protein ubiquitination; protein homooligomerization; negative regulation of Rho protein signal transduction. Gene Ontology annotation, cellular component: Cul3-RING ubiquitin ligase complex. Gene Ontology annotation, molecular function: ubiquitin-protein transferase activity; protein binding. The coding region runs from base 592 to 1533 and encodes 313 amino acids. The transcript has 8 exons. The record is from RefSeq and is a predicted model, not a curated record.